ACUAAAUUACAACUUUUGCAGACAAUAAUUUUUAUAAUGAAUAAACAAGAAAUAUUAAAUUGUUUGUUUUCAAAUUGGUAUCAUUUGUUUAGGCGUCACACAAUAAAAAGCGUAGUUAUCCCUCUGCCCGAGGAUUUUGUUAAAUAUCUGCAAGAUGACGGCACUGUUGUGUUGCCGAGAGGUGUGGUGCUCCCAGGAGCAACUAGGGAGGAGUGGGACAAUGAAGAAGAGGAGGGAGAUAAUGGAGAGGAGAGGAGUGAAGAAGAAUGGGAGGAAAAUGAAAACGAAGAGGAGGGAAAUAACCCUGAGUUCACUGAACUGAUGGAAGAAAUCGGGAAAUUAAUCGAAGACCUCGGGGGAAAAGUGUUUCCUAAAUUGGGGUGGAGCUCACCUAAAGAUGCAGCUUGGAUAGCAAAUAAUUCCUUGUUGUGCAACACUGCAGGUGAAGUAGUUCUUCUGCUUAAAAGUUCUGACUUUAUAAUUUAUGAUUUGACUUCGGUAUUCAAGUUAUGUACAGAUGUGGAAAGUGACGCAAAUAUUCCGCAUCAGCUGGUGCUGCGAAAAUGGGCGAACCUUGUGCCUGGGAUGGAGUUCCGAUGUUUUAUACGAAAUAAAUCUCUAUUAGGCGUCAGUCAGCGUGAUUAUAAGCAACAUUACGAUUACAUCAUAAAGGACAAAGAUAAACUGGCGGAAGAAAUUCACAAUUUUGUAUCUGAUGAGAUUAUUGAUAAAUUUCCAAGUGAUUCGUUUGUCGUCGACAUAUACAAAAAGAGAGACGGCAACUUCUGGGUGAUUGAUUUCAACCCAUAUGGUGAGAUGACUGAGCCAUUAUUGUUCACUUGGGGUGAAUUGUCUUCGGGGAGUUUGUCAACGUGUGAUUUCUAUGUUGAUAUGAAAACUGCAGAUGACGUCACGAUCGGUCAGUUCCGCUACACCCCUUCUGACGUCACAAUGCAGCCCAGCGAGCACCUGCGAUACAGAAUGCCUCAGGAUUUCGUUGAUCUAAGCACCGGUAGUGACGCAACAAAGCUUAUUGACUUCAUGAGAAUGAAAAUUCAAAACGAUGACGUAGAAGAUUCGUCAGAUGACGAACAAUGGACAUUACCUGUCAACAGAUAGCAUUGUGACGUCAUGUAUUGUAUUAUGACGACAUAUAUGCCGAUUGUCGGUUAAAAGUCACGUGCGCGGUUUGUGGUUCAUUACGUCACAAUAACGUUAAUGACGUUUUAUAUUUGAAUUACAAUCGGAAUUGUUACGAAAUAUUGAAACGUUCCAGAAUGAAGGAUUCCAUUGGUCUCUAACAAUCGGUCGGUUUGUUAUGAUUGUUGGACGAUUAUCGAUCGAAUGUUUGGUCGAAGUUUCGAUAUUAAACUUUGGAGGGGUGCGUUAA
Ciona intestinalis (vase tunicate) is the source of this 1390-nucleotide messenger RNA. Lineage: Eukaryota; Metazoa; Chordata; Ascidiacea; Phlebobranchia; Cionidae. The record is from RefSeq and is a predicted model, not a curated record.